GCGGUUUGGGAGCGGGGUGAUAACGGGACUCCGCCAGCAGCGCGUUAUUAUUUAUCCCGGGAUAAAAGCGGUGCGGGUUCAAAGGAGAAAGUUGCGACUCUGUAGUGUUUUAGUGGAACAGAUGUGUGAGUGAGUGAGUGAGUGAGCGGUGUGUGUGUGUGUGUGUGUGUGUGUGUGUGUGUAGGGGUGUACUCUCGGACUGAGACCCACUCUGAGGUGUUCCAGCCUGUAGAGUUGCUGUGAGGAGACAAUGGAGUCCCUCCGCCAUCAGCAGCGCCUCCAGCCCGGGGUGGGAUACGGAGCCACACUGAGAGCCGCGCUCAGGCCCGGAGUCACCGGAACCGGAACCGUGGCCAGCUCCGGGCCUCCGCCGCCGCUCCCUCCGCUCCACAGCCUCAGCGCCGGGUUCAUGAGCCACGCCGGACUCGGAGCUCCAGAACCGGCCACAAACCCGGCCGUGCUGCGGGAGGCGGUGGACGCGGUGGUGCGGAGCUUCGCCAAGCACACACAGGGCUACGGCAGGGUGAACGUGGUGGAGGCUCUGCAGGAGUUCUGGCAGAUGAAACAGUCUCGAGGAGCCGAGCUGAAGAACGGCGCGCUGGUGGUGUAUGAGAUGGUUCCCUCCAACAGUCCUCCAUACGUCUGCUACGUCAGUCUCCCUGGGGGCAGCUGCUUUGGAAGCUUCCAGUUUUGUCCCACGAAAGCCGAAGCGAGACGCAGCGCAGCCAAGAUCGCCUUAAUGAACUCCGUUUUUAACGAGCAUCCAUCACGCAGGAUCACAGACGAGUUCAUCGAGAAGAGUGUGUGUGAAGCUCUCGCCUCCUUCAACGGAAACAGAGAAGAAGCUGAUAAUCCCAACACAGGCAUCGGGGCGUUCCGCUUCAUGCUGGAGUCGAACAAAGGCAAAUCCAUGCUGGAAUUCCAGGAGCUGAUGACAGUUUUCCAGCUGCUGCACUGGAACGGAAGUCUGAAAGCCAUGAGAGAGAGACAAUGCUCUCGCCAGGAGGUGCUGGCUCAUUACUCUCACCGUGCUCUGGAUGACGAUAUGAGGACGCAGAUGGCGGCAGAUUGGGUGAACCGCGAACACGGCGUGUCAGGCAGCGUGACGCGGGAGCUGGCGGCCACCGAGCGAGAGCUGGAGGAGGCGCGACUCGCCGGUCGAGAGUUACGCUUUUAUAAAGAAAAGAAAGACAUCUUGAUCAUGGCACUGGGGCAACUGGGCGGCUCGAACAGCACCACACUGCCCCUGACAUGCUGAAGAGACGGGAUGCCAUGGUAACGGAGCACAUAAUGUCCACACACACACAUCAUAAACAAUGCUUAUAUUCCAUUUCCUAUAAAAGUUAAACAGGAGCUCAGAUUGAAUUUGACAAAUAAAACAAAAAACACUUCAGUAUUUCAGACUGAAUUUAAAACAUAAGGCCGAUGUUGUUCAAACAUUAUUAAAGUGUAAAGCUUUUUUUUUUGGGCUACAUGACUUUAUUUCAUUAAUCAUAUCUUAUAGCCAUGACAGACAAAAGUGCAAUCCUUCAUUUCCCAAAUAUCACUUUUACAUUCAUUAUAAUCACAGCAUACUUCUGUAAAAAAAAAAAGAAAGAAAGAAAGAAGAAGGAAAAAGAAAAUCCUGUGAUUAUUUUUUUAAUACAAUAUACUUGUGUUUGUUUCCUAUAAUCAUUACCUGUAUGGAUGUUAUCACGUAUUACUCAUAUUCCUUGUGUAAAUGAUUUAAUGUAGCAUAGCAUCAUUUUACUGCAGUCGUUUCUGUCCUGAAAUACAUUUUGUACAACGUUCCUGAAUUUGAUAUGAAAAAACCAGCCAUUUUGUUUUAUACGACUGUUUUGUUAUAUGACUUUUUGUGACGAUUCA
Neoarius graeffei (lesser salmon catfish) is the source of this 1866-nucleotide messenger RNA. RefSeq names its product limb and CNS expressed 1 like (gene lix1l). Gene Ontology annotation, biological process: autophagosome maturation. Gene Ontology annotation, cellular component: cytoplasm. The coding region runs from base 251 to 1258 and encodes 335 amino acids. NCBI's taxonomy places the organism in Eukaryota, Metazoa, Chordata, Actinopteri, Siluriformes, Ariidae. The transcript is spliced from 6 exons. The record is from RefSeq and is a predicted model, not a curated record.